This is a messenger RNA of Hippocampus zosterae (dwarf seahorse), 3078 nucleotides long. RefSeq names its product grainyhead-like transcription factor 2b (gene grhl2b). Gene Ontology annotation, cellular component: nucleus. Bases 126 to 1970 code for a protein of 614 amino acids. The transcript is spliced from 15 exons. Gene Ontology annotation, molecular function: DNA-binding transcription activator activity, RNA polymerase II-specific; RNA polymerase II cis-regulatory region sequence-specific DNA binding. Gene Ontology annotation, biological process: regulation of transcription by RNA polymerase II; neural tube development; brain development. The record is from RefSeq and is a predicted model, not a curated record. NCBI's taxonomy places the organism in Eukaryota, Metazoa, Chordata, Actinopteri, Syngnathiformes, Syngnathidae.
GGGGGAAAAAAAGAAAAGUGGACUUACCUGUACGCCAACUUCUGCCAACCCGCUCGCUCUUAUCACCUGCUCCGACUUGAAAGUCCAGUUCUACCAGGCACCGAGCCGGGGAGAGGAGGUGAACUAUGUCACAGGAGACAGACAACAAGCGUCUGGUGGUGGUGGUCCCCAACGAGAGCUCCUGUCCGGCGGCGCGGCGGGCCUACACCAGCGAGGACGAGGCAUGGCGCUCGUACCUGGAGAACCCGCUGACGGCCGCCACCAAGGCCAUGAUGAGCAUCAACGGCGACGAGGACAGCGCCAACGCCCUGGGCCUCCUCUACGACUACUACAAGGUUCCCAAAGAAAAGCGACUCCUGACGGCCCCCAAGGUUCCGGAAAUAACGGAAGAGCGGGAGAAAAGGUCGGCCGGCCACCCCGGCGGCGCCGAGGCCGAGGCGUCCGACAAGCGCGUCCAGGUUCUCAAGUCGGUGCCCGUCAACCUGUCGCUCAACGCCGAGCACCCCGGCGGGCCGGCCAAGGCCGAGUCCCACGUGCCCGUGGUCUACGCCCCCACCCUCGCCGCGCUCCACUACCGGCCGGACGGCGAGGAGGCGUCCCGGGCGGUCUACGAGCAGAGCCCCUACGAGGUGACGGCCGGCGGCCGCGCUUCCUACGCCAAGGAGGACCGGCGCAGCCCGCCGGACAGCUCCCCGUUCGACGAGGACGCGGUGAGAAAUUACCACACGCCUUCGUCGCUGGCGUCGGACGACUUCUUGUUCCAGGAGGACGCGGCCGACGGCUUCCGCUACGCGCUGGACGCGGCCCGCUCGCUACGCCAGAAGCAGGGUGAGGGCCCCAUGACCUACCUGAACAAGGGCCAGUUCUACGCCGUCACCCUCAACGAGCUGAGCGCCAACCAGCGCCUACGACACCCCAUCAGCAAAGUGCGGAGUGUGAUCAUGGUGGUGUUCAGCGAGGACAAAAACCGAGACGAGCAGCUGAAAUACUGGAAGUACUGGCACUCGCGCCAGCACACGGCCAAGCAACGAGUCCUGGACAUCGCCGACUACAAGGAGAGCUUCAACACCAUUGGCAACAUCGAAGAAAUCGCCUACAACGCCAUCUCCUUCACGUGGGAUGUCAACGAAGAGGCCAAGAUCUUCAUCACGGUCAACUGCCUGAGUACGGACUUCUCGUCGCAGAAGGGCGUCAAGGGUCUCCCUCUCAUGAUCCAGAUCGACACGUACAGCUACAACAACCGCAGCAACAAGCCUCUGCACAGGGCCUACUCGCAGAUCAAGGUCUUCUGUGACAAGGGAGCAGAGCGCAAGAUCAGAGACGAAGAGAGGAAGCUGUCCCGCAAGAAAUCCAAAGGUACCGAGUCUCACCACGAAGCCGACUUCAUGAGCGGAUUAAGCAGAAGCCGUGAAGCACUUCUCCUUCGCCGCGCAGCUAAAGAUGGCGCCGUGGGCGUCAUCGCGGUACCCAAGAAGUCAGACACCACCUAUUUCAAGACCGUGACCGACCUGGAAGCGCAACCUGUCCUCUUCAUCCCCGACGUCCACUUUGGAAACCUUCAGAGGGCCGGACAGGUGUUCACCUUCAACACGGAGGAAAUGGAGCGAGAAGGGAGCGUGCUGGUGAAGAGGAUGUUCCGGCCGGCCGAGGACGACUUGUGUCCGUCGCCGCAGAAACAGAUCAAGGAGGAAGCGCACAAGAGAGUGCUGCUGUACGUCCGCAAGGAGACGGACGAGGUGUUUGACGCACUCAUGCUCAAGUCGCCGACGCUGCGAGGCCUGCUGGAGGCAAUAUCGGAGAAGUACGGCGUGACCGCCGAGAAGAUGACCAAAGUCUACAAGAAAAGCAAAAAAGGCAUCCUGGUGAACAUGGACGACAAUAUCAUCGAGCACUACUCCAACGAGGACACGUUUAUCCUGCACAUCGAGAGCUACGCCGACACCUACAAGGUCACGCUGACCGAAAUCUGAACCGCACGCGCAUGGAAAAAAAGUUGAAGACGGCGGGCUACUCUUGCGCCGAGUCAUCGCCGCAAUCAUGGCGUCACUUGUCACGGUGUGCGUACUCCAUUUGGAUCGCUUAGUCCCCUCGUCAUCAUGGAAGCAUUUCGCCCUCAUUCAUUCUUCGUUAGCGGCUUCUUUGCCUGCCCACCGUGAUUUGUUUAUUUAGUUGCAUUAUUUAUUUCUUUUCUUGAAAUGUCUGUGUGUGUGUGUGUGUGUGCAUCCAUGGAUUUCAAGUACAAUACUUCACAUUUCAGCGAUUUCCCAGCAAGUCGCCCUCAAUGAGAGCCCUUGCGGGACUUUUCUAAAUACAACAAUGUCAAGAUUCACGUCAGCACAUGCCAAGAUGUGAAUAAAGACACGUGCCGUGGAAAUCUGAGACAAACGCAUCGACCGUCACGCGUGUUUAUUGCCACUUUGAGUUUUAUGCGCAUUUUGCGGGUAUUUUUUUUUUCAGGACCGACAAAAAACGACCCUUGGCCCUAUUGUCUUUAUUUGAAUGACAAAACGGACAUCCUACAGUCGGUAACAAUAUAAAAUGAUAUAGAAUUCAUGAAAUCUUUGAAAAUGUAUCUGGCGGAAAACGCAAUUAUUUUGAAAAUGAUACAACUGACAAAAAUUGCCAAAUGUUUUGAGAAAUGUCAUUGAAUAGUUGAAACGAUUGUAUUUUUAUUUGGUAAAAAUACAUUAGCAUAAAACAAAUUUCAACUGGAAAAUCAUUACAAAAAUAAUUUUACUCGUUGAAAAGAUGAAUAAGCAUCGACUAUAACAUUUCGAGUUGAAGUGAUAUCGUUUAAAUUAGUUACAAUACAAUUCUUUACAAUUUUAAAUAAAUGUAUCUACAAAAUGUAUUUAUGUUCACAAGUCAGACUUUACCGGACAAUUACAAACAAAAAAAAAUAAUCUUUUUUUUGCACCACCAGCGCCGAGCUCCUAGUUGGUGCAUUUUGUUGAAAUUCUAAAAAGAAACAAAACCGCAGAGGAACAAAAGAUUCUUUUUGUAUGAAUAUAUCUCUAAAUGUCCAGCUGGCGUGCUGCUCAUUUGGGACUCGACUGUAACAUUCCUCCUUCAGAAAUU